Messenger RNA from Rana temporaria (common frog), 1690 nucleotides. It is a transcript of the gene RBPMS2, whose product is annotated as RNA binding protein, mRNA processing factor 2. Gene Ontology annotation, molecular function: protein homodimerization activity; mRNA binding. The coding region runs from base 233 to 826 and encodes 197 amino acids. The record is from RefSeq and is a predicted model, not a curated record. Gene Ontology annotation, biological process: negative regulation of smooth muscle cell differentiation. The transcript is spliced from 8 exons. Lineage: Eukaryota; Metazoa; Chordata; Amphibia; Anura; Ranidae.
CGUAGGUCAAGCCGGUAUAAAGCUCCUUCCUCCCGCCCUCCUCUUCUGCACUCUCCCCCCUCAGCACUCACAGACCCCGCUGCACUUCACCCCGCACAGACUGCACCUCACCGCUCCAUCCCGCACCAGACUUGCAGCACCGGGGACGAGGAGACACUUUCUGUACCGGCAGAGGAGCCAAACACCCGCCACCGUGGACUCUGCUGAGGACUCCGCCGCUGGUUUAUACACCAUGACUACCCUGAAGACAGACAGCGAGCACAACAAUAAUAACCUGGAAGAAGAGGUUCGUACCCUCUUUGUCAGUGGCCUACCUAUAGACAUCAAACCCAGAGAACUUUAUCUGCUAUUUCGACCAUUCAAGGGUUAUGAAGGAUCAUUAAUCAAGUUAACCUCAAAACAGCCUGUAGGCUUUGUUACCUUCGACAAUAGAGCUGGGGCUGAAGCUGCAAAGAAUUCCUUAAAUGGCAUCCGAUUUGAUCCAGAGAACCCACAAACCUUAAGGCUAGAGUUUGCAAAGGCCAAUACAAAAAUGGCUAAGAAUAAGUUAAUGGCUACACCUAAUCCCACAAACUUCCACCCUGCACUUGGAGCACAUUUCAUUGCACGAGAUCCAUAUGACCUAACAGGUGCUGCACUUAUCCCAGCCUCCCCAGAAGCCUGGUCUCCCUAUCCACUAUACACUACAGAGCUGGCACCAGCAAUUCCACAUGCUUUUACAUACCCAGCAGCAGCUGCUGCAGCAGCAGCCCUCCAUGCACAGAUGCGUUGGUAUCCUCCUUCUGAAGCUGCUCAACAAGGAUGGAAGUCCCGUCAGUUCUGCUAAAAGCUCUUUGGGUUUUUUCCUCCAUGAAGUAAUGUGCCAGAAAUGAACAAGUGUUCGUAAAACAUUGUACUUCUCCAGAUGCAUCUGAAUGUUCAGCCAAGCCUUCCAAAUGUCGAAGGGUCAUAACAGUCCUUUUCAGCUACAUAAGAUGAAUUAUUUGGCACUUUCUGUGGAAAAUAUGCCUCUGUGGGUAACAAAGUCCAAUGAAGUAACAGGAUGUGACUCUUAAAACCAUGGUAGACAUGGUGCUGCCCUUGCCUGACCAUGUUCUAUAAUGCUACGGAUCUCCCUUCAUCGCAUGUUGACUUUCUGGCAUGAAUUAACUAUUUAAGUGUGUGUGCUUGUUAAAAUCUAUUGCUUGUUUACCAAUUUCAGCUGGUCUGCAAUCAGACCCUGAAUCUAGUCAUGCAGUGAUGAAAACUUGGCUUAAUGUACUGUUUGGUCUACCACCUCAAAUUCAAACAAAUGCAGUUCAAACAGUGCAAACUGAACUCUACUUUCAUGUUUCUGUGGGGUUUUUCAUGGGAGUCUGUCCUUGCCAAAUGCAAACCUAUGGGGUAACGGAACAAAAGUACCAGUAUUUUUGUAACUUGUUUAAUAAGGAGAUAUUUAUGCAUCAUGUGUUUGUGUGAUAAUUAUUAAAAGAAUAUAUUCUGUCCUAAGUUAAUGUUCAGUUAAAAAGCUCAAAUCUGUAUGGUUUGUCUGCUGUACUCUAUGAACAAUUGUGCAAUUUUGUUUUGUUGCAGCCUACUGCUUGGUAUUGAUGUACUUUCAGUAUUAUGAAAGGUUUCUGCUUGGAGAAGGAGUUUCUCUAUUGAUGAUCCUAAAAGAAUGUGAUACUGGAUAAAAUAUAAUGUAUUUAAA